GCACUGAGUUCGUGGUUGCUAAAGAGCCACCUAGAGGUCAGGGGCUCAGGCCUCAGUCACCCCUCCGGAUGCUGGUGCUGCCACCCAUCUGCCCCAAGCCCCAGGCGCUUCUCUUCGUGGGGGCCAUGGAGGCCCCGCCCCCUCGGACAGCCCGGUCCCCUGAGCCAGGCCCUUCCUCCUCCACUGCGUCUCCCCAGACCUCCUCCCCUCUGCGGGCCAACCACUACCUGCUCAUUGACACCCAGGGCGUGCCCUACACCGUGCUGGUGGAGGAGGAGACCCCCCGGGGGCCCGGGGCCGAGGGCGCGGCGCCCCAGAAGAAGUGCUACAGCUGCCCCGUCUGCUCGCGUGUCUUCGAGUACAUGUCGUACCUGCAGCGACACAGCAUCACCCACUCGGAGGUGAAGCCCUUCGAGUGCGACACCUGCGGGAAGGCCUUCAAGCGGGCCAGCCACCUGACUCGCCAUCACUCCAUCCACCAGGAGGGUGGCGGCCGGCCCUACAGCUGCCCAGUCUGUCCCCGCCGCUUCCGGGAAGCCGGCGAGCUGGCUCAGCACAGCCGGGUGCACUCCGGGGAGCGCCCAUUCCAGUGUCCCCACUGCCCGCGCCGCUUUAUGGAGCAGAACACGCUGCAGAAGCACACGCGGUGGAAGCACCCGUGAGCUGGGCACCAGCGGUGGCAGCAGUCUCCUUCUGGUGAGGGCCCCGGGACGUCUAUGGCCCUCAGACACCCAGAUACCCGGAUGCAAACGCAGCCCCCCACCUCUGGCCUGCAGGCCACACACCCCGUGGGAGGGA
Molecule: messenger RNA, 798 nt
Organism: Echinops telfairi (small Madagascar hedgehog)
Lineage: Eukaryota; Metazoa; Chordata; Mammalia; Afrosoricida; Tenrecidae
Gene: ZNF581
Product: zinc finger protein 581
Exons: 2
Coding region: 69-662 (197 amino acids)
Biological process (GO): regulation of transcription by RNA polymerase II
Cellular component (GO): nucleus
Molecular function (GO): RNA polymerase II transcription regulatory region sequence-specific DNA binding; DNA-binding transcription factor activity, RNA polymerase II-specific
Source: RefSeq, a predicted model, not a curated record